This is a messenger RNA of Ramularia collo-cygni, 1434 nucleotides long. Its product is annotated as related to acyl-CoA dehydrogenase, medium-chain specific, mitochondrial precursor. Bases 1 to 1434 code for a protein of 477 amino acids. The transcript is spliced from 2 exons. Gene Ontology annotation, molecular function: oxidoreductase activity, acting on the CH-CH group of donors; flavin adenine dinucleotide binding. NCBI's taxonomy places the organism in Eukaryota, Fungi, Ascomycota, Dothideomycetes, Mycosphaerellales, Mycosphaerellaceae. The record is from RefSeq and is a predicted model, not a curated record.
AUGUCGGUUCCAUACAAGAUCCAGGCCAGCCAGGAGCUGCUCGUUGGUAGCAGCAAUGCAGGCAAAGCCAGCGACAGGAUCCCAGUGAUCGCCCGUCCAUUCGUUUCCGAACGUGCUCUUAAGACAUUGGACAUUGUCGAGAAGUUCGUCGAGGAAGAAUGUAUCCCUGCCGACCCCGUAUAUGCCCAGCAGAUUGGUCAGACCACAGAGGAGCGAUUCGCAGCCCACCCACAAGUGAUUGAGGAUCUCAAGAAGAGGGCAAAGGAGCUGGGGCUAUGGAACAUGUUCUUGCCCAAGAACCACUUCAAGGAGGGUGCUGGAUUCAGCAACUUGGAAUACGGCCUCAUGGCUGAGUACCUUGGAAAGAGUCACACUGCCUCAGAGGCCACCAACUGUGCUGCCCCAGAUACUGGAAACAUGGAGGUGUUCGCCAAGUACGGCACACAAAAGCAGAAGGACAGAUGGCUCAAGCCACUUCUUGAGGGCAAGAUCCGCAGUGCUUUCCUCAUGACCGAGCCCGAUGUCGCCUCCUCAGACGCCACCAACAUUGGUUUGGACAUGAGGAGAGAGGGCAACGAGUACGUCCUCAAUGGUCAGAAGUGGUGGUCUUCUGGAGCUGGUGACAAGCGCUGUGAGAUCUACAUCGUCAUGGCCAAGUCCAACCCUCAGGAGAAGAGCCCAUACAAGCAGCAGUCUGUCAUCUUCGUUCCCCACGACACUCCUGGCAUCACUAUCCACCGCAUGUUGUCAGUCUUCGGUUUCGAUGAUGCUCCUCACGGUCACGGACACAUUACCUUCAACAACGUCCGCGUCCCAGCAGAGAACAUGUGUCUCGGUGAGGGACGUGGUUUCGAGGUCAUCCAGGGCCGUCUCGGACCCGGACGUAUCCAUCACGCUAUGCGUAGCAUUGGUGCUGCUGAGCGUGCUCUUGAGUGGAUGCUCGCGCGCCUCAACGACCCACGCAAGACUCCUUUCGGCAAGCAGCUGAGUGAGCACGGUGUGAUGCUGACCCGCGUCGCCGAGGCUCGUGUCGACAUUGACGCUGCCCGUCUUGUCGUCUGCAACGCUGCAAUCAUGAUCGACACCAAGGACGCCAAGUACGCGCUCAAGGAGAUUGCUCAAGCGAAGAUCUUCGUCCCUAAGAUCGCACUCAAGAUCAUCGAUGAUGCUAUUCAGGCAUACGGCGGUGCUGGUGUAUCACAAGAGACUCCGCUCGCCAACAUGUGGGCACACGGUCGUACGAUGAGAAUUGUCGACGGUCCGGAUGAGGUGCACUUGUUGCAGAUGGGCAGGAACGAGAACAAGAGGGGUAAGGCCUGUCUCGCCAAGAUUGAGGCGCAGAAGGCGAAGACUGCGGAGAUGUGCAGAGCAUAUGGAUUUGAGAACAGAGAUAUCUUGCAGCUUGGAAGACAGGCAAGCAAGGCAAAGUUGUAG